AUGGAAAAUCGAGAAUUUGGAAAAGUGAGUGAUAAUAUAGAAGUCGACCAGAAUAAUGAAUCACUUGAUAGUCAUACUAAUGUCUUAAACCAAGAACUUACGACCGAUCAAAUUUUGAAAAAAGUGGUGUAUAAUGAAGAAGAAGCAUAUGAGUUAUAUCGAAAGUAUGGAUUUUCCAAAGGUUUUAGUGUCAGAAAAGGAAAACAAUCAUAUUACAGUGGGACAAAAAAUAUCAAAACAAAAGAUUAUUAUUGUUCAAAGGAAGGAUUGAAAUAUGAUAAUCGGACAAGUGAAGCAAGUUUCAGUAAGUUAGAUUCUAGAACUGGGUGUAAGGCCAUGGUACGCUUUGUUAUUGAUGAACAAGGUGCAUGGAGGGUAAAUCGUGUUGUAGAUGAACACAAUCAUUUAUUUGCUUCACCAACAAAAAGACAUUUACUAAGGUCGGGUAGGUCGGUUUCCCUUUUUAAAGGGGUUGUAUUAAACUCUAUGGUAAAUGCAGGUAUUCGAACAGUUGAUGCGUAUUCAUAUAUGGCAGAAGAAGGUGGGGGUGAUGAAAAUAUUGGGUUCACAAAAAAAGAUUGUUACAAUUACAUUGAUAUAGAGAAGAAUAAAAUAAUUGAAGUUGGAGAUUCUCAGAGUUUGGUUAAUCAUUUUAAACGAAAGGCAAGUGAAGAGGGAGAAAUGUUUUAUUGGGACGUACAACUUGAUGAAAGAGGAAGAAUGACAAAUUUUUAUUGGCGUGAUGGUAGAUCUAAAGUUGACUAUGAUAAUUUUGGUGAUGUUAUAGUCUUUGAUACCACAUACCGGACAAAUAGAUAUGAUUUAGUAUGCGCACCAUUUGUGGGGGUUAACCACCAUUGGAAAAAUGUGAUAUUUGGGUGCGCAUUCCUCUCAGAUGAGAGAGAUGAAACAUUUGAGUGGUUGUUCAAUACAUUUUUGGAGUCCAUGGGUAACCGAGCACCAAAAACAAUUUUCACUGACCAAGACAAGGCAAUGGAGAAAGCAAUAGGAAAAGUGUUGCAUACUACCCGCCAUCGUUUAUGUCUUUGGCAUAUCUCUAAAAAUGCAGCUUCUCAUUUAGGUGCACUGAACUCUAAUCAACUAUUUCAUAAUAUUUUUAAUAAAUGUUUGCAAGGAUGUGAGUCAGAAACAGAAUUUGAAGAAACAUGGGGCAAGAUGAUCAUUGAAUAUACAGAUGGAAGUCAUAAGUGGCUCAAUAAGAUGUAUAAAAGAAGGUUUAAAUGGUGCACAGCUCUUAAUAAAGAUAUCUUUGAUGGUGGUAUAAAAUCUUCUCAAAGAAGUGAGAGCACAAAUAAUGUUUUGAAUGGAAUAGCUAAUAAAUCCACAUCUCUUACCAAGUUUGUGAUUGCAUUUGAAAAUAUGGUAAAGAAAUGGCGAAAGACUGAAGGAGAAGAUGAUUUUAAUUGUUACCAAAAAACUCCUACGCGUGCAAUUAAGUGUAGUAAUAUUCUAAAAGACGCAGCUGAUAUUUAUACUCAUAAGCUGUAUAAAUUGUUUGAGAAAGGGUAUCUUGAUGGAUGUGGAGCUGUUAAUUUCAAAGAAAUUGCAUGUGAGGAAGGAUUGUUGAGGUAUGAUUGCACGAUGCAAGGAAAAGAUUCAAGAAUAAGAGUUGUAUUUCUUGACAUGUCUACUAUGGAACUAAAUUGUUCGUGUAGAAAAUUUGAGACUCUUGGUUUACUAUGUUCUCAUGCAUUGGCUAUUCUACAAUUUAGAAAUGUAUCUGAAAUUCCUAAGCAAUUUAUUUUGAAAAGGUGGACCAAGGAAGUAAAGACAAGAAUUCACUCAUAUUUAAAUGAAAAAUCCUUAAAUGAUGGACGUGAAAUUGAAAUUGUAUGGAGGAAUCAAGCUAUGUCAUAUGCUUAUGAUAUUGUAACAAUGGGCCAAGCACAUGAAGAAACAAGGGAAAUUAUAUGGCGUAUGUUUGAUGAUGGAUAUAAAGAACUCAAGAAUUAUUUUAAGAAUUUAUGUUCAAAUAAUCAGUCCAAAAUAAAGAAAUACAAAGCUAGUAGCUUUCGAGAUGAAGCCAACAAUGAAAAUUGUGUAUUAGAUCCUCCUAUUGCAAAAACUAAAGGAGUUUCUAAUUCAAGGUUUAAAGGAUUUUUAGAGAAAAAAAAGAAGACAAAUAAAUCGCAGAAGAAGAUCAGAGAAAAAAAUAAGGUGCAAGUGGCUCUUGAUAUGGAUACAGCAGAUACAGUUGUGCAAGAAGGUGCUCCAAUAAUUUCAUCCACUGCUCCUAUGAUUUCUAUUCCACCCGUCUUCUUAAAUUUUUUGGAUCGAUCAAUAGAUUCCAAUUUGCACAAUGUACAUUCAUACCAUGGUUAUUUACCGAAUAUAUCUAAUCAAAUUAAUAAUUCUAUAUGGCACAUGUCUUCACAACAGAAUUCAUUUGUUAACUUGACCAUGGAUGAAUCAAAUGUCUCUUUCCCUGCUAAUUUGCAAGGAACACAUUUUUCAGAAAGUCUAUCUCAGGGACAUAAUUUUGAAUGGAGUUCUCAUAAUUGAAGAAUAUGAAGAUUCAUACUCAG
Mercurialis annua (annual mercury) is the source of this 2546-nucleotide messenger RNA. RefSeq names its product protein FAR1-RELATED SEQUENCE 5-like. Lineage: Eukaryota; Viridiplantae; Streptophyta; Magnoliopsida; Malpighiales; Euphorbiaceae. The record is from RefSeq and is a predicted model, not a curated record. The coding region runs from base 1 to 2523 and encodes 840 amino acids. Gene Ontology annotation, biological process: regulation of DNA-templated transcription. The transcript has 5 exons. Gene Ontology annotation, molecular function: zinc ion binding.